Molecule: messenger RNA, 1501 nt
Organism: Nothobranchius furzeri (turquoise killifish)
Lineage: Eukaryota; Metazoa; Chordata; Actinopteri; Cyprinodontiformes; Nothobranchiidae
Gene: drg1
Product: developmentally regulated GTP binding protein 1
Biological process (GO): cytoplasmic translation
Cellular component (GO): cytoplasm
Molecular function (GO): GTPase activity; GTP binding
Source: RefSeq, a predicted model, not a curated record
UCGCGAGACUUUCCGUGAAUUGGCGUAGCCGCGUUUGUGUGGUGUGUGUUACUGUACACGCUAACUAAACCUAACCACCUAAACUUUGUCAUAUUUGUCGGUAAACCUCUCCGGUAUACAUAGUUAAGGUGAAGUGGUCUUUAGAAUCAACGUAACCAUGAGUGUGCUUGCCAAAAUAGCAGAGAUAGAAAAUGAGAUGGCCAGGACACAGAAGAACAAGGCCACAGCUCACCACUUGGGUCUGCUCAAAGCACGUCUAGCUAAGCUGAGGAGGGAGCUCAUCACACCAAAAGGCGGGAGUGGUGGUGGACCUGGAGAAGGUUUUGAUGUGGCAAAAACCGGCGAUGCUCGAGUUGGUUUUGUUGGCUUUCCUUCAGUAGGAAAGUCCACCCUGCUGAGUAACCUAGCAGGUGUGUACUCUGAGGUUGCAGCAUACGAGUUCACAACGCUUACAACAGUUCCUGGGGUCAUUCGGUAUAAAGGUGCCAAAAUUCAGCUCCUGGAUCUUCCAGGAAUCAUCGAAGGAGCCAAGGACGGCAAGGGUAGAGGCAGGCAGGUCAUUGCAGUGGCUCGAACCUGCAAUCUAAUCCUGAUAGUGCUGGAUGUGUUAAAGCCUCUUCUUCAUAAGAAGCUAAUAGAACAUGAGCUGGAGGGCUUUGGCAUCCGACUUAACAAACAGCCUCCCAACAUCGGGUUCAAAAAGAAGGACAAAGGAGGCAUUAACUUCACCGCUACAUGUGCUCAAAGUGAGCUGGAUGGUGAUACAGUUAAGACCAUCUUGGCCGAGUACAAGAUCCACAACGCCGACAUCACCCUGCGCAGUGAUGUCACAGCUGAUGACCUGAUUGAUGUGGUGGAGGGAAACCGGGUUUACAUCCCGUGCAUCUAUGUGCUCAAUAAAAUCGACCAGAUCUCCAUCGAGGAGCUUGACAUCAUCUACAAAGUUCCCCACACUGUGCCCAUCUCAGCCCACCACCGCUGGAACUUUGAUGACCUGCUGGAGCGGAUGUGGGACUAUCUACAGCUUGUGCGCAUCUACACCAAACCCAAAGGCCAGCUGCCUGAUUACACGUCUCCUGUUGUACUCCCGAAUGGACGGACUUCAGUGGAGGAUUUCUGCUUGAAAAUUCACAAAAAUCUCAUCAAGGAAUUAAAGUAUGCACUUGUGUGGGGCUCGUCUGUUAAACACAACCCUCAGAAGGUGGGCAAGGACCACGUCAUGGAGGAUGAAGAUGUUAUCCAGCUGGUGAAAAAGUAGACAAGCUCCUAAACAUCUGCAUGGUCUGUGGAUCUCAAAGCUAAUCAGUAAAAUUACCAAACAUGUCCAAAAGAACAUCUGUCUCUCCUCCUGUGGUUUCCACUCGCUUGCUUUACAUAAAAAUUGGCAUGAAUAUACCACGGUUGGGAAACAGUACCGAACACCAUUAAUUGUUCAUAUUGAAUGUUGGUUAAGGCUUGCAUAACAAAACGAAGAAAACUCCAAUAAAAACUGAAUUGAGUA